AAAAACUAUUAGGGGGCCUAAUAAUUGCUCAAAAUUUUAUGAAAGACAAGGAGUAGAAAAGAAUUUUGUAGAAAAUGUCAGAGGAGAGGUAUGCUCAGAAGGAAAAAAGUGGAAAAGUCCUCAUUGUAAGAAACCAGAGUUAUUAUAGAAAAGACCUUUGUGAGAAUGACGUACCAGAUAAGUGCAAAAGAUGUCAUAAAUUUCACAUCAGGAAAGAAGAGGAGGAUGGUGAUUUGGAUUCUGAGUGGAUUAUAAAAGAGGAUGUUGACAUUAUGGAAUUAGUCCACACAUUUAUAGCUUUAGGGUUUACAGACAUACACGGUGGUACAAAUCAGUUUGUGGAGACAAAUAAAUCAAAGAAGGAAAUGAUUGAAUUACUGAAAGAAGUGGCCAAGGCUGACUUCAAAGAUGACUACUGUUUCAUCUGUGUAGUCUUAUCCUAUGGAAAAGAUGGCGUGAUUACUUGCGUAGACGACAGUCGGGAUAGAAAUUCGUGUCCUAAAACCCCCACUCCAAGUAUGAUGCUGCCAGUGUCUGAGCUCCAGGAGUGUCUCAAGGGAGACAAAUGCCAAGGGCUUCUUAUGAAGCCCAAAAUAUUCCUUUUACAGUUGGAGUCAGUUCCAGGAGAUUAUACAGAUGACACAAAAGGUCAUGCAGAACAACCUACUAAAUUACUGAAAAUUCCCAGAGAAGCAGAUUUUCUCAUCUACAACUGUGAGACAGAUUAUGCCAUCAAAGCAUGGAUCAAAGGCCUGAACAACUAUGUCAAAGAUAAAGAGGAGCCUUUGGAGAUACAGAGGCUGCUAACCAGAAUGAACAAUCUGGUACGCAAGUACUACGAAGGGGAAGGCACAGGCAAUAAGGAAUUGCCAUGUGUUACCUCCCUUCUGACCAAAGAGGUUUAUCUGGGAAAAAGAAUUCAGCAAUAGAAGCUAGUGAUGCAGUGCUUGGGAAAAGGAAUCCAAUAAUAGAACUUCUACUUUGUAGAUUGUUGGAGUAUUUUCAGGAGAUUUAAAUUUUGUCGUUUUUAGUUUUUGUAAAAAUGAAUUUUCUACAAAAAUUAUGGAUACAAUAUUUAAUGUUUUAUCUAGUUACAAGAAGUAAUGUUUUUAUGAUAUUAUAUAAUAGUUAUUUGUAUUGGGUUUUGAUUAUUUUUCCUUUUUUUUAAGGUAGCCAAUGUAUAAACUUAACAAUUUUUGCAAUCUUUAUCUCUAAAACAUUCAAAUAAUUUGGAUAAUGGAAAUUUGAAACGAAGUGUCCAAAUUGUGAAUGUGUAAGACACAUUUUCUGUAUUUGGUUUGGGGUUUCAGUCAUUGUAUCCCUUUCUGGACCUAACUUUUUUGAUACCAAAUUACAAGAAAUUGCUAAGUUUUAAUCAACAAAUUAUUUCAUCAGUAAGGGUAGAACGUAUCAAUAGUUCUUUAUCAUUAUUAAUGUGCUCUGUUACAUUGGUACAUUAGUUACAUUAUUUUGCGAUAGAUGCUCAAUCAGUGUUUUAUACUUUAUUUAACUGAAAGUUACAGUACCAUUUACAUGUAUAUAUUAGUUGCUCAUCACCUUUUUUGUCUCGAUCAUUUUUUUUUGUUUUGUUUGUUUGUUUGUUCAUUUUUAUUUAGGUACUUUCUAACAAUUUCAUAUUUAUAUGUUAUAUAAAAACAUCUUAUGCAAGAGAUUU
Saccostrea cuccullata (small rock oyster) is the source of this 1675-nucleotide messenger RNA. Its product is annotated as caspase-3-like. The transcript is spliced from 5 exons. The record is from RefSeq and is a predicted model, not a curated record. NCBI's taxonomy places the organism in Eukaryota, Metazoa, Mollusca, Bivalvia, Ostreida, Ostreidae. Gene Ontology annotation, biological process: proteolysis. Bases 75 to 929 code for a protein of 284 amino acids. Gene Ontology annotation, molecular function: cysteine-type endopeptidase activity.